AUGAAGUCAGUUACUGAUACUUUGAGAGAAGCUCAGGCUCUCGGUUUGAAUCCAGAAGCUGUAGAAAGAUUACUAGAACAGGAGCAAGCAAGAGAGGAACGCGAGGAGCGAGCUUCUGAACGAGAGAUGAAAAAAUUAGAAUUAGAAUUAGCAGAGGCUGAUAAGCGACGCUCUCACGAACUCGCUAUGGCCCAGUUAGCAUGUUCUAAUGCCGAAAGUAAGAGUACGUCUCUUCAAAUGUACGAUAAUUUAAGAUUGCCUACCUUUCACGAUGGUCAAGAUGAAAUAGAUAGCUACUUGCAGAGAUUUGAGCGUGCUGAUUUAAGGGUGUUCUUAAAAGAACAUGAUUACAAUAGUGCUACCGAAAUGGCAGAGGCUGCGGAAAGGUACAGGAGUGCGCAUAAUUUUCGCGGUCGAUCGCAGAGGUUUUCUCGGCCAAAUCAGUCUAAUGUAGCGAAGGAUAAUGUACCGAUUUGCCAUGGGUGUGGUAAGACAGGACACAUUAGGCGUCAGUGUCCUGAUAAUCCUAGAAAUUAUAAGAAAAUGAGCACUAGUGUUAAAAUCCCGCCUGAAUCAAAACUUGAUGAAUCUCCUGCCAAUAUUGAUCUUGAUCUUUUCGAAUCGUCUGGAGGUCAUUUCCCCUCUUCUAACUCUCCGAAUCAUUUGCCUAAGGUAUGUAAUGAUGUCCAUUCCAAAUCGCUUGAGACUGUUAUGAGAGUGGAGACUCGAGCAAUGACGGAACGAUCAGAUGAACGUAAGCCUCUGAAGUGUCCCGCAGUGUCACAACUUGACAUCGGUAAACUUGACGUCAUUAAUGCUCAGAACACAUGUCUUACUUUAAAGUCAAUUAGGGAAAAGGUAAAGACAGGAAAAAUAGACCAUGUUAAGAAUAGAACAGUGAAAUAUGAAGUAAUUAGUGGAUUAAUCUAUAGAAUCUGCUUAGAUAGUAAAUUCGAUCAUGAAAAGGAUAGAAAACAACUGGUUGUUCCUGAGACUUACAGAAGUAAAAUAUUAAAUCUUGCUCAUGAUUCAUUAACAGCUGGCCACUUUUCACACAGGAAAACUAGCCAUAAGAUAUUCCUUAAGUUUUUCUGGCCUGGAGCAGGAGCAGAUAUCAAGCGUUAUUGUAGAUCGUGUCACAUCUGUCAAAAAGUUUCGCACAAAGGCCGCGUUAAGAGGGUGCCGAUGAAAACUGUUCCCGUCAUUUCAGAGCCUUUUUCACGUGUCGCUAUUGACCUUGUCGGUCCGAUAUCACCUUGCUCCGACCGCGGACACAGAUACAUUCUGACUAUGAUAGAUUAUGCUACGCGUUUCCCCGAAGCCGUCUGUCUGAAGAACAUAGACACAGUGACUAUCGCAGAGAGUUUAGUUGAGAUUUUCUCUCGGGUUGGUAUCCCAAAAGAAAUCUUGUCGGAUCGCGGAACUCAGUUUCGAUCAGACCUAAUGGCCGAGAUUCAUAGAUUGCUGUCAGUUAAAGCUCUGUACACAACCCCGUAUCAUGCGAGUUGCAAUGGCGCGGUUGAACGUUUGAAUGGAGUCUUGAAAGCAAUGAUUAAAAAGUUGUGCUCUGACCAUCCGCGAGACUGGGAUAGAUAUCUUCCCGCCGUUCUUUUUGCUUACAGGGAAAUCCCGAACGAUUCGCUGAAGUUUUCUCCAUUUGAGCUCCUUUAUGGAAGAACAAUUAGAGGUCCGCUUACCAUUUUGCACGAACUUUGGUCUAAUGACGAGAUUGAUAAUGAAGUAAAGACUACAUAUCAAUACGUAACAGAAUUAAGAUCCAGAUUAGAGGAAACUGCAAAAUUGGCUGUCUCCCAAGCCGAGAUAAGCAGCAAGACUUACAAAAGCUAUUAUGACCUUAAAUCUAGAAAUCGCAAGUUAGAGGUAAAUGAUGAAGUGCUUGUACUCUUGCCCACUGAUCACAAUAAAAUGAUUAUGCAAUGGAAAGGCCCUUAUCCAGUCAUAGGCGUUAAAAAUAAUGGAGUAGAUUAUACCAUCAAAGUGCGUGGAAAGAGUAAACUUUUUCACAUAAAUAUGUUGAAGCGAUACUUCCGUCGUGAUGAAACUACUCCUGAGAAGAACAAAACUGUUAAUGUAUGCAUUGUGGAUGAAAAUGAUUGUGAUAAUGUAGAUGAGACUAUGUAUCUGGAAUUGACAAAUGGUGCAUCUUUAAAUAUAGGAUGUGAUUUGAGUGUUCGACAAAAGGAUGCUGUAAGUGUUCUUAUUUCUGAAUUUCCUGAUGUUUUCACCGACAAGCCAGGUCAUACUAAGUCUAUAGAACACGUAAUCAAUCUUGAGACCACUAACCCCGUUUGCAAGAAACCUUAUCCUAUACCCUAUAAUCUCAUUGAUGUUUUCAACAAGGAAGUUGACAAAAUGCUUGAGCUAGGCAUAAUUGAGCCAUCUGUAUCACCUUAUUGUUCACCGGUCGUUCUCGUAAGAAAGCGCGAUCAAACUUACAGGUUCUGUAUCGACUUCAGGAGCUUGAAUGACAUUACAACUUUUGAUUGUGAACCCAUGCCCACAACUGAAGAAGCUCUGGGAUUUGAGAUGUUUCCUGAAUAA
Molecule: messenger RNA, 2562 nt
Organism: Penaeus chinensis
Lineage: Eukaryota; Metazoa; Arthropoda; Malacostraca; Decapoda; Penaeidae
Exons: 4
Coding region: 1-2562 (853 amino acids)
Biological process (GO): DNA integration
Molecular function (GO): zinc ion binding; nucleic acid binding
Source: RefSeq, a predicted model, not a curated record